Molecule: messenger RNA, 1343 nt
Organism: Alnus glutinosa
Lineage: Eukaryota; Viridiplantae; Streptophyta; Magnoliopsida; Fagales; Betulaceae
Exons: 3
Coding region: 151-1101 (316 amino acids)
Molecular function (GO): hydrolase activity
Source: RefSeq, a predicted model, not a curated record
AAAUAAGUCCUACCAAAUCUGCAUGAUCUUCUCCUAUCACUUCUCUCUUGAAACUCCACAUUCAAAAGCCAGACUAUUUAAGCUCUGCAAUUUGCAAAUAGCAGACCAAGACCAAGAGGCAAGAACAAGAACGAGAGAGAGAGAGAGAAGAUGGAGAAGAUAGAGCACAGAAUAGUACCCACAAAUGGCAUAAACAUGCACAUAGCGUCAAUAGGGACAGGCCCAGUGGUCCUCUUCCUCCACGGCUUCCCUGAGCUCUGGUACUCGUGGCGCCACCAGCUUCUUUACCUAUCUUCCCUCGGCUACCGCUGCAUAGCCCCCGACCUCCGAGGAUAUGGAGACACUGACGCGCCGCCCUCCGCCUCCUCCUACACUGCGUUCCACAUCAUCGGCGACCUCGUCGGCCUUCUCGACCAUCUGGGUAUCGACCAGGUCUUCUUGGUCGCCCAUGACUGGGGGGCUGUGAUGGCCUGGUACUUCUGCUUGUUCAGGCCCGACCGGAUCAAGGCCUUGGUCAACAUGAGCGUGGCGUUCCGCCCGAGGAACCCAUUAAGAAAGCCUCUGGAGAGCUUAAGGUUUUUGUUUGGUGAUGAUUACUAUAUUUGCAGGUUUCAGGAACCUGGGGAGAUUGAAGAAGAAUUUUCUCAUGCCGGAUGUGAAAGACUAAUAAAGGAAUUUCUUACAUGUCGCAAUCCACACCCACCUUGUAUACCUAAAGGAGGAUAUGUAACUCUCCGUGACACUCCAGUUACCUUGCCCUCUUGGUUGUCAGAAGAAGAUAUCAGUUAUUUUGCAAGCAAAUUUGGCAAGAAAGGCUUCACUGGAGGACUGAACUAUUAUCGAGCUAUGGACCUAACCUGGGAGCUCACAGCCCUGUGGACUGGAGUACAAAUCAAAGUGCCAGUGAAGUUUAUUGUGGGUGAGCUAGACAUCACCUAUUCUAUCCCUGGUGUCCAGGAUUAUAUACACAAAGGUGGCUUCAAGAAAGACGUGCCAUUUUUGCAAGAAGUAGUUGUGAUGGAAGGAGCAGCUCACUUUAUAAACCAAGAAAAGGCCGAGGAGGUCAGCGCACACAUAUAUGACUUUAUCAAGAAGUUUUAAUAUCUCCAUUUGCUACUCAGCAUCCUACAUUCCUCUAUACCUUUAUGCUCGAGUUGCCUUAUGUUGUAUCCUGUUGAGGGCUCCGUCCCACAUCGCAUCUGUUUGGUUGUCCUGUUUUCUUUUCUCCCUGAAUAAAUAAAGAUACAAUGAUGUAGAGUCCCACGUCUUUUGAAACAUUGUUCAGGAUUCCUGUGCUGUAACUCUCAUAAUUAGUGAUCUUGAUUUGUUUUUUUCCUUGGUAA